Messenger RNA from Boleophthalmus pectinirostris (great blue-spotted mudskipper), 2002 nucleotides. RefSeq names its product 2-hydroxyacyl-CoA lyase 1 (gene hacl1). The coding region runs from base 127 to 1836 and encodes 569 amino acids. Gene Ontology annotation, cellular component: peroxisome. Gene Ontology annotation, molecular function: thiamine pyrophosphate binding; magnesium ion binding; catalytic activity. The record is from RefSeq and is a predicted model, not a curated record. Lineage: Eukaryota; Metazoa; Chordata; Actinopteri; Gobiiformes; Gobiidae. Gene Ontology annotation, biological process: fatty acid alpha-oxidation. The transcript is spliced from 17 exons.
GUGUAGUAUAACCAUGGAUCUAUCCGUGUAACGUUACCUAGCGGAAUUCCUCCUUAUCUGGUUUUACAUCUACUUAGAGAAUAAUUAAUAUAACUAUUACAACAUUAGGAAUUGCAUUGCUCACACAUGGACGAGGACAUUACGGGAGCUCGGCUGGUCGCUGAGUCUUUACUGGCUCAGAGAGUGGAGUAUAUGUUUGGUGUGGUUGGUGUUCCUAUUAUUGAAGUGGCAAUGGCUGCACAGGCUGUAGGAAUCAAAUAUGUGGGGAUGAGAAACGAACAGGCGGCCUGUUAUGCUGCAUCUGCUAUUGGAUAUCUGACAGGAAGACCAGGAGCAUGCUUGGUGGUGUCUGGUCCUGGCCUCAUUCAUGCUCUGGGUGGAAUGGCCAAUGCUAAUGAGAACUGUUGGCCUGUGGUUGUAAUUGGAGGGUCCUCUGAUAGAAACCAAGAAACAACAGGGGCUUUUCAGGAAUUUCCACAGGUGGAGACAUGUCGUCUUUAUAGCAAGUUCUCUGCUAGACCCAGCAGUCUUGAGGCCAUACCUUCAGUCAUUGAGAAGGCAGUCCGCACUUCAAUGUACGGCCGUCCAGGUGCUUGUUAUGUGGAUAUUGCAGGAGAUAUGGUCAACGCAAGGGUGAAUAGGAGCAACAUCAGAGUUGUAUCCUGCUGUCCACCUCCUCCUAUAAGUAUGGCAGAAAGUGGUGCAGUUACUCAAGCUCUUUCUGUGUUGAAAGCAUCUAACAGACCAUUAAUCAUAAUAGGAAAAGGAGCUGCUUUUGCACAAGCUGAAACUGUUCUGAGGGAGUUUGUGGAAACAAGUGGUCUGCCCUUUCUGCCCACCCCAAUGGGAAAAGGUGUCUUGCCAGAUGACCACCCCAACUGUGUUGCAGCAGCCCGCUCAAGGGCUUUACUACAGGCCGAUGUUAUUCUGCUGCUUGGAGCCAGACUAAACUGGAUUUUACACUUUGGACAACCACCGAGAUUUGAUCCUAAUGUCAAAAUCAUUCAGGUUGACCUUUGUCCAGAAGAAAUGGGGAACAAUGUGAGGCCCACCGUUGCUCUGUUGGGUGAUAUCAGUGCUGUAGUUUCUCAGUUACUCCAGAACCUUAAGAAAAAUGGCUGGAAAUAUUCUCCUGGAACUGAGUGGUGGAGCUCCCUCCAUUCAAAGAUUGCUGCCAAUUUCAAAAUAUCACAGUCUCUUGCUCUUCAUUCAACAUUGCCUAUGAAUUACUACACAGUUUUCCACCACAUCUCUGAACUUUUACCACACGACUGCAUCAUUGUCAGUGAAGGUGCAAACACCAUGGACAUAGGACGCACCAUGUUAAAGAACUAUCUACCUCGACACAGGUUGGAUGCUGGUACAUUUGGAACAAUGGGAGUAGGCCUUGGUUUUGCUAUUGCAGCUGCUGUUAUGGAGAAAAGCAAGGUCAACGGACAGAGAGUCAUCUGUGUGGAAGGAGACAGCGCCUUUGGGUUCUCGGGAAUGGAGGCUGAGACGAUGUGCAGGUAUAAUCUACCCAUUAUUAUAAUCGUGGUAAAUAAUAAUGGCAUUUACAGUGGAGUGGAUCCUGAGACAUGGAAGGAAAUGGCCAAACUUGGAGACCUGACAACCAUAGCUCCACCUGUCACGCUCCUACCUGAGGCGCGCUAUGAUAAUGUCAUGGCGGCUUUCGGAGGGCGUGGCUUCCUGGUCCGGACAGUGGAGGAGCUGCGCAGUGCCCUAGAGCUGAGCCUGAGUGACUGGGAGAAGCCGUGUCUCCUGAAUGUGCUAAUUGACCCAUCAUCAGACAGAAAGCAGCAGGAAUUUCCUUGGCUUACACGCUCCAACCUGUAACCAACCUGUUUGCCUCCGACAAAAUCGAGUAUAGUAUUCCAGAACACAGUUGCCUUAAUUUCUGUAAAAAGUCUUUUUCAAAUGCAUUUUUUAUAAUUUAGUAAUAAAGACAUACAUGAAAGAUUUUUAAAGAUGUGAAAUAUAAAUAAACUGUGUUGCUAACAAA